This is a messenger RNA of Pedinophyceae sp. YPF-701, 921 nucleotides long. The record is from the annotation of a GenBank genome assembly. Lineage: Eukaryota; Viridiplantae; Chlorophyta; Pedinophyceae.
AUGGCGCCCGUCACCCAGGCUGCUGCAUCGCCCAUCACGGAGGACGAGAAGAUGGCGAUGAUCGAGCGCACGAAGGUGUUCAUCUUCGACUGCGACGGCGUGAUCUGGCGCGGGGACUCCCUCAUCGAGGGCGUCCCGGACACCCUCGACAUGCUCCGCGCCAUGGGCAAGAAGCUCUUCUUCGUCACCAACAACUCCACCAAGUCCCGCAAGGGCUACGUGAAGAAGUUCACGGACCUCGGCCUGAACGUGCAGCCCGAGGAGGUGUACUCGUCCUCGUACGCCGCGGCCGCCUACCUCGAGUCGCUCGGGUUCAACAAGAAGGUCUACAUCAUCGGGGAGGUGGGCAUCCAGGAGGAGCUGGACCUCGUGGGCAUCGAGCACAUCGGCGGGCCGCAGGACUCGGACAGGAAGGUGGUGCUGGCGCCGGGGAUGGCGCUGGACUACGACAAGGACGUCGGCGCCGUGAUCGUGGGCUUCGACCGCGGCGUGAACUACCACAAGAUCCAGACCGCGACGCUGUGCAUCCGGGAGAACGAGGGCUGCAUGUUCAUCGCCACGAACACCGACGCGGUGACGCACCUGACGGACGCCCAGGAGUGGGCGGGCAACGGGUCGAUGGUCGGCGCGAUCAAGGGCUCCACGAAGCGGGAGCCGAUUGUGGUGGGGAAGCCGUCGGGGUUCAUGCUGGAGAACAUUGCGCAGAAGUGCGGGUGCGACAAGGCGGAGAUCACCAUGGUGGGCGACCGCCUGGACACCGACAUCCUGUUCGGGAAGGAGAACGGGACGGGUACGAUGCUCGUGCUCUCGGGCGUCACCAGCGAGGAGGAGCUCCUGUCCCCGGAGAACCAGAUCCGCCCGGACGCCUACACGUCCAAGCUGCCGGACCUCCUGACGCUCAAGUCCAAGGUCGCCGCGUGA